AUGAUGCGAACAGCUGGAAGACUGGAAGACUUUGUGCGUCGUCGCGCUGCUGAACGUGAUGCAAGGGAGGCCUAUUUGCGUGGUCGGGCUGCUGAACGUGCCAUUGUUGAAGCUGGACAAGAGAUUCUGGUGGUGGAACAAGACGCUAGAGAACGCGAUGACUCAAGCUUUCACUGUUGCAGUUUGGUCUUGUGGGAUAAUCUUGACCAGACUCUUCUCCACUGGUUCGCCAGUUGGUGCAAUGGUCCCAGCUUCACCGCGUAUGAUGGAUUCCCCUUUCCCGACUCUCCAUAUGGUUGGGCUAGUUGCGAUUCGGAGACCAAAAGAUGGACCCAUGGAAGCCCCAGUUCUCGAAUGCUGGUCAAGACAAACAAGGAUGCCAUUUUCAUGACCUUCAACAAGGCCAUCAACAAGAGGGAUCUUCUUGCUGAUUUGUGCGAAGCAAAUCAAAAGAGUGGAGGGAUCUGGACGCCCGAGAUUGUCAGGCGUAGAUUCCAGUUUUGCUUUGGAGAAGGAUGUCUUGCCAGGGGUCCGUGGCAGACUAUGCGACAGUAUGAGAAGGAACACAAAAAAGAGGAUGAACCAGAAGACAACGAAGCGGGACCGGAUGAUGAUGACAUGAGCGGAUCUGUGGUCAACCUGAGUAGCAUCAACGAAGGACCGGUCAGCCCUUUGGGCAAUGGUGGAAUCAGUGGUGAUGAAGGUCCCUUGACACAGCCUCCGGUACCCAGGAAGAGAAAGAGACUCUUCCUGCGACGUGUAAGAACUAACUUGAAGCGCGAUUUUGACAGAGUUGAGGAGGACAAAAAAGAAGACGAAAAAGAAUGA
Messenger RNA from Seminavis robusta, 828 nucleotides. NCBI's taxonomy places the organism in Eukaryota, Bacillariophyta, Bacillariophyceae, Naviculales, Naviculaceae. The record is from the annotation of a GenBank genome assembly.